CAGGGCAGCCAGUGGCAGCGCAGCUUGCUGCAUGGUCGGCGGAGGAGAGCAGAGCAGAGGGCGGUUGGAGGUGAUCGGCUGUGGGUGAGAGAGAAAGAAAGAGAGAACGGGAGGCUGAGAGACCGGGCUCGGGAGGCGGGGAGAGUAAGACAGAGGUAUAAUCAUGGGAUUAUUGUCAAAUCUGGCUCGGGGUUUGGUGCGUGGAGCUGAUCGGACAGCAGAACUCACAAGCAAGCGUGGACCCCGCAGUUUCUAUAAGUCCCGGGGAGCCAAACCAGCAGGGAUUAUUACUUCCAGCGGCAAGUUUGUAAAGAUCAGAAAAAUGGUGCCUGAGUUUGUAGUCCCCAAUUUAGAAGGUUUUAAACUGAAACCCUAUGUGUCUUACAAAGCACCAAGAGGAACAGAGCAACCCCUGACAGCCAAGAAACUCUUCACAGAAACAGUUGCUCCACAAAUAGAAAAGGACUUUCAGGAAGGGAAUUUUGACCUGAACAACCUUGAAAAAUAUGGCUUUGAACCAACACAGGAGGGCAAGCUUUUCCAACUGUUUCCAAAAAAUUAUGUGCGGUAAUAUGAACUGCAUUGUUUGCUAUACUGAAUUGAGAGAUAAGUAGGAAGUGAUAGCCAUCUAUGUGAUUAUAGUUUUGCUGGAAAGAAAUGUCAAAACCUGACAUUCCAGCUCUUCUGUGUUUAUGCCAACAAGGUUGGUGUGUGGUUUUGUUGCUACCAGAAUUACCUAAUUAAACCUCAUCUUUCAUUAGAAUUCAGCAACACAACACCAGAUGUAAAGUUCUCCCAGUGUUUUUCUAAAUUCCAAUAAUAUCUUUAACUUCUCAUUAGCUACUUUUUCCAUGGUGUUUUUAUUCCUUAGAGCAAUGUAUAUUUGUUGUAAAUUGUGAUUUCUUGAAAUGUUUACCAUUAAUGACAUCUUUGAAUCUAGUUUUCCAUCUACCUUAGCCAAAUUGCCACUCAUGCUUAUGUAGUUUGCUCUGUUCAGAUUUAAGAGCCUAGUUUCAGAUGUAACCAAAUAGCUGUCGUUGGCUGUCCCUCGCUUAAAUGAUGACAUCUGCUCAGGGUUGCAAGUUUCUGCCUUGGGUUUUCAUGUGACUGUACGGGCUGAUUCUUGAUCCAGAUUUUUGGACACCAGGAUAUCCCACCAAGUGGUGGGAUUAGGACUGCAGGAUUUGCUUCCUUUUCUUUCCUUCUCUGCUGCUGUUCUGCCUUAUCAUUAAGAUGUUUGACUCAAAGUGUGGUGCAGCUUGAUGGACGUAUUUAUCUAGCUUCCCCUUGAAUGCAUCUAUGCAAUUCACCUCAACUAUUAAUCACAGUAGCAAGUUCCAUAUUCUAACUAUGUGCUUGAGUGCUACUUGACUCCCUACUGAAUUUGACUAGCUUUGACCACAUUCAGCCUGCUCUUUUCUAGAGAAAAUACCCCUGCAAUGUAUUGUUUUUCUUGGUGAUUUAUAACCUCCCAGUUCUGAUAUCAUCCUUAUAAAUCUUUUUAUAAUAUAGAAUCCAGAGCUGCUCACAAUAUUCUAAAUGUAAUCUUACUGAGGUUCCACACAAUAGCUUAGUUGACAUCGAGUCCAUAUGACUCUUCAGCUCUUGAAGUCAUAGAGACUUGAUAUGUUAACGGUUUCUCUCUCCAGAGAUGUUGCCAAACUUGCUGAGUUUUUCCAGCAUUUUCUAAUUUUAUUUCAGAUUUCCAGUAGCUAGUUUUUUGCUUUUAUUUAAGGCUCCCCACAAGUUUACCAUAACUCCCUGCUUUUCAAUUCUGUCCCUCUAGGAAUGAACCCCAGUGUUUUGUUUGCAAUUUUAUGGCCAUUAACUUGCAUUAUGUUCAAUGAUUUGAGAAUGUGCACUUCUGGAUCCCUUUGUUCUUCUAGCCCAUUAAAACUCAUUUUCUAAA
Messenger RNA from Carcharodon carcharias (great white shark), 1909 nucleotides. It is a transcript of the gene mrpl41, whose product is annotated as mitochondrial ribosomal protein L41. The record is from RefSeq and is a predicted model, not a curated record. The transcript is spliced from 2 exons. Gene Ontology annotation, molecular function: structural constituent of ribosome. Gene Ontology annotation, biological process: translation. NCBI's taxonomy places the organism in Eukaryota, Metazoa, Chordata, Chondrichthyes, Lamniformes, Lamnidae. Bases 164 to 571 code for a protein of 135 amino acids. Gene Ontology annotation, cellular component: mitochondrial large ribosomal subunit.